Pogona vitticeps (central bearded dragon) is the source of this 1006-nucleotide messenger RNA. RefSeq names its product NADH:ubiquinone oxidoreductase core subunit V2 (gene NDUFV2). Gene Ontology annotation, biological process: mitochondrial electron transport, NADH to ubiquinone. Gene Ontology annotation, cellular component: respiratory chain complex I. The record is from RefSeq and is a predicted model, not a curated record. NCBI's taxonomy places the organism in Eukaryota, Metazoa, Chordata, Lepidosauria, Squamata, Agamidae. Gene Ontology annotation, molecular function: NADH dehydrogenase activity.
CGUGGACACUUUCGGAACUGAAAAGCGCGUACGCGCGGUCUUCCUCUACGCUAGGCUGGUGUUCUCACUGCGGCUGCGUGAGCGCACCAUCUUCUCUUGCAGGGCGCAGGCUUAAAGCUGCGUCUUCGAAGGCCGGAGAGAAGAAGGCGUUGGGUGGUUGCAGUUUGCGGCCAGUGCCGCCAUGUUGCUCUCCACUCCCUUCCGAGCUCUCGCCGCGCGUUCGGUGACACAGAUACGCUGCCUUCAUACAACAACAGCACGCAGUGGUGGAGGUGGAGCUUUGUUUGUGCACAGAGAUACAUCUGAAAACAACCCAAAUACCCCAUUUGAUUUUACUCCUGAAAACUAUAAGAGAAUAGAGGCAAUAAUAAAUAACUACCCAGAGGGACACAGAUCUGCAGCAGUGAUACCAGUCCUGGAUCUGGCUCAAAGACAGCAUGGAUGGCUGCCUAUAUCAGCUAUGAAUAAGGUGGCUGAGAUUUUACAGAUGCCUCCCAUGAGAGUUUAUGAAGUAGCAACAUUUUAUACUAUGUAUAAUCGCAAACCUGUUGGAAAGUACCAUAUCCAGAUCUGUACUACCACCCCUUGCAUGCUGUGUGACUCAGACAGCAUAUUAGAAGUUAUUCAGAAGAAGCUUGGUAUAAAGGUUGGGGAAACAACUCCUGAUAAACUGUUUACUCUGACGGAAGUAGAAUGCUUGGGCGCAUGUGUAAAUGCACCAAUGGUACAAAUAAAUGAUAACUAUUAUGAAGAUUUGAAAACAAAAGACAUUGAAGACAUAAUUGAUGAACUGAAAGCUGGAAAAGUUCCAAAACCUGGACCAAGGAGUGGACGCUUCUCUUGUGAGCCAGCUGGUGGUCUUACUUCUCUAACAGAACCACCCAAUGGACCUGGCUUUGGGGUGCGGUCAGACCUUUAAGAUUGUUUCUCUAACUGCAAGAAAGUGGUUCAGAAAAUUUUAAAAAAUUAAUUAUGGAUAGAUUAAAGCAUGAGUGUUCUGUUAAUA